AUGAAUCCAACAAAUUCUGGUUCCGCUAGGAAUGAUAAAAAAAGGCGUCUGGAGACGGAAGAUAUUUCAGCUCCAAAUCCGCAAGACAAUUGGGCACGUUUUGUAGUCAUCGAGGCUACAAAUGGUGAACCCCUCAAACUGAAUCCAUUUUUGAUUUCAAAGACCAUCCAAUCGAUUUGUGGAGAGGUCAAGAACGUUUCAUGUCUUCAGGGUGGUCAACUCCUUGUUGAGUGUGCAAGAAAACAACAGUCCAUCAACCUUUUACAGCAACAUCACCUUGCAAAUGUCAGUGUUGGUGUCACAGCACCUAAAACGCUCAACUCUAGUAGAGGAAUCGUGCGAGACAGAGCCCGUUGCUUGGCGGACAUGUCAAUGGACGAAAUAGUGGAAGAACUUCAAGAUCAAAAUGUCACUUCUGUAAAGCGCUUCACUGUCAAGAAGUAUGAUGGCAGUACUGUUCCAAGCAACACCUACCUGUUUACUUUUUCGAUGAGUACUGUGCCCAAAUCAAUAAAAGCCGGCUUUUUCAAUAUCCGAGUGGAGGUGUACAUCCCCUCUCCACUCAGGUGUUAUUCAUGUCAGAAGUUUGGACAUGGUUCCAAAUCAUGCCGUAAUGCUCAUCGUUGUCAUCGAUGCAGCGAAGAUCAUCUGGAUUCUGAUUGCUCUAAAGAUCCCAAAUAUGUAAACUGUGGUGGCGACCAUGUUUCCUCUUCAAAAUCUUGUCCUGAGUGGCAAAUUCAAUCCAAAAUUCUGAAGUUCAAAUAUGAAAAUAAUGUCUCUUUGCUUGAGGCCAAGAAACAAGUUUCCCAUCAGUUGAAUUCAAACCUUCUCCGACUGUUAGCUAUUCAGCUGCUGUAUCGAGAAAACCUCAUUCAGUGUCAGUUUCCUGCCAAACUGAUUUGA
This is a messenger RNA of Haliotis rubra (blacklip abalone), 903 nucleotides long. RefSeq lists its product as uncharacterized. Lineage: Eukaryota; Metazoa; Mollusca; Gastropoda; Lepetellida; Haliotidae. The record is from RefSeq and is a predicted model, not a curated record. Gene Ontology annotation, molecular function: zinc ion binding; nucleic acid binding. The transcript has a single exon. The coding region runs from base 1 to 903 and encodes 300 amino acids.